This is a messenger RNA of Aedes albopictus (Asian tiger mosquito), 716 nucleotides long. Its product is annotated as late histone H2A.2.2-like. Gene Ontology annotation, biological process: heterochromatin formation. Lineage: Eukaryota; Metazoa; Arthropoda; Insecta; Diptera; Culicidae. Gene Ontology annotation, cellular component: chromatin; nucleosome. The record is from RefSeq and is a predicted model, not a curated record. Gene Ontology annotation, molecular function: protein heterodimerization activity; structural constituent of chromatin; DNA binding. The transcript has a single exon. Bases 133 to 528 code for a protein of 131 amino acids.
GGGACGCCGGGACGUUCGAAAACUUUGGCGCCAAAUCGCUAAUCAGUGUUUGUCUGUGCUCUGUGAUACACGUCGCAAAAGCUUUUCCUGUUUUUCAAAUAAUUAAAGCCGAUUUACCCGUAAGUUUUCGUCAUGUCCGGUCGCGGUAGUUCCGGUAGUUCCAGCAGCAAAACCACGAAACUCAGCAACCGAAAGACCCGCAGUCAGCGGGCCGGAUUGAUGAUGCCGGUGGGACGCAUCCAUCGGGCGCUCCACAGAGGUAACUACGCGAACCGAAUCGGUGGCGGUGCGCCCGUCUAUCUGGCGGCCGUGCUGGAGUACCUGGUGGCGGAGGUACUGGAACUGGCCGGAAACGCCGCUCGGGACAACCAACGGAGCCGCAUUAUUCCGCGCCAUCUGCAGCUUGCCGUUCAGAACGAUGAAGAGUUGAAGAAUAUCCUCCAGGGGGUCACUAUUGCCCAAGGCGGAGUGACACCGAACAUCCACGCCGUGCUGCUGCCGAAGAAGACGACGACGCGCCGAGAAUAGGAAGGUACGGGAGGCGAGGCGAGUUUUACAAAUCGUCCCAGAUUGGACUAAAGUGAAUUGAAAUGUUUUCUAUGGGUUUGUUACAAUAAUAAAUUGUAAAGAGUACAAUUUCAGCCACUAUAUAUGUAUUAACAUUAGAAUGAAUUUGUCUGUCUGACCCUUAUAGACUAGGGAACUACUUUUGGGGU